Molecule: messenger RNA, 1050 nt
Organism: Plasmopara halstedii
Lineage: Eukaryota; Oomycota; Peronosporomycetes; Peronosporales; Peronosporaceae
Exons: 5
Coding region: 1-1050 (349 amino acids)
Biological process (GO): regulation of transcription by RNA polymerase II
Cellular component (GO): mediator complex; core mediator complex
Molecular function (GO): transcription coregulator activity
Source: RefSeq, a predicted model, not a curated record
AUGGGUGGGAGCAUCCGCGAGGAGAUGGAGGUGGUGCUCCACGAGCACCGAUAUCUAGUAACCAAGCUACUUGAGUCACUCUACACAGCCUCUUUGCCUCCGUCCACGACGAUUACAGCCACGAGACUACGUACAGUGAAUGAGAUAUUUAACAAAGUGCUAGAAAAAGAUCGCGAUUUACUUGUGACUGUGAAAAAAUUGGCAAGACACCAAGUGACACAGAAAGAAUUACUUCGCAUUGAGGCUGAGAUUAAGGGAAAGGAACAGAAGGUGAUUCAGUAUGCAGCACAGCUACGUCAGUCUCAAGAAAAUAUUGCGAAUGUAUUGAAAAAGCAUCAAGUUGUGUUGCAAAACGCGAAGCGUCAAGUUCAAGUCAAAUUGGACCCGCGCAAUGUUAUUGCGUAUGCACACCGUAUUGCAGGCACAACGUCCGCGCCAAAAGAAUGGCAACCUGGUUUUCCAAUGUUUGGAUUUAUGCCACCAGCACCACAAGAACACAUGAUGCGUGCGGGCGUGCUUAGUCGAGGUAUCGUAGCGGAGAUUGUGACGCAAGGGCCUGAGAAGUAUACAUCAAGUACUGCGAGAGUUAAGCAAGAAGGAGAGAAGGAAACUAUUGAAAAGCUCGAAAUUCCUAUUGGAUUAGGUGCAAGUGAUGCACAAAUCCGAAAACAAAUGCCACCGGGAUGGAGACCUGGAGAUCCCGUGGAUUUACCCCUCGAUGCUUUGCUCCAUUACAUGGGUCGUCCUUUUUUCAUUGAACAUGGAAUAACAUUGCCAGAGUCGUGGAAAACGGGAGAUCCACUUCCGUCGGAUGCCAUGGAGAUUCUACGCAAGAAAUUUAAGCUACCUGAAAAACGUGUACCACUAUAUGACGAUGAAAUCGUGGAUGACGUCGACACAUUGCGCAAGAAACGCAAAGUGGAAGAGCGCGAUACUGGCUCGGCCGAAAGUGAGAGUUCAAGUGAAUCGGGCGAUAGUGAAGACGAUGCCCCAAAUACCAUUUCACUCAGUCUGUCAUCGUCGGAAGAUAGUGACGAGGACAGUGAUUGA